This is a messenger RNA of Nomia melanderi (Alkali bee), 1024 nucleotides long. Its product is annotated as stress-associated endoplasmic reticulum protein 2. Lineage: Eukaryota; Metazoa; Arthropoda; Insecta; Hymenoptera; Halictidae. Gene Ontology annotation, biological process: endoplasmic reticulum unfolded protein response. The record is from RefSeq and is a predicted model, not a curated record. Gene Ontology annotation, cellular component: endoplasmic reticulum.
GGCACCCAACGCUGCUCCGUCGUAAAGUCAAAGCGCACACGUCGACGCAGUCGAGAGACGAGCGUGUAACGAACGUACACACCUGUUCUCUAUUCUGGAAAGUUGUGCAUAUUGGAGUGCACGUACUACGGUGACAGUAACAUCGUUUCGAUCGUCGAUCACUUUCCGUUCUUUUCAAUUCAAACCGUUUUGACGGAGACGAAGCGGCAGAAAUGGCACCGAAACAGAGGAUGCGUAUCGCUAACGAGAGAGCGACGAAAAAUAUCAUGCUUCGUGGAAACGUUCCCAAAUCGACGAAACCACAAGAGGAUGGAUCUCCUGUUGGACCCUGUUUGCUAGCACUUUUCUUAUUCGUUGUAUGUGGCUCCGCUGUAUUCCAAAUAAUUCAGAGUAUUAGAAUGGCUUAAAAAAAAUCUUACCGACAGAAAAUUAAACAGAUGUUGCUGUUAUUGUUAAUAUGAAAAACUGUCUACAACUGAUUGGUACACAAACGAGAUUGACAGACUGUUUUACCGUAUAUUGUAAACAUGUAGGCAUCAAAAUGCUGUUAACACAAAACUAAAACCAGAGUUUCACUGAACAACUUUUCUGCAUUUGCUACAACAUAAAAGUUUAUUUAUAAAAAUUUAGCAUUUAUAAUCUUACUUAAUUGCAUUAUGUAUCGAUUGUAUCGAUGAAAGAAAACUGCAUUUAAUGCGUUUUGUUUAGAUAUUUUCAGUUAAAUAUAUAUAUAUAACACACUGAACAGAAUAUUUUAUUAAUUUUUACUUUGUUAUCUCAUAUACAGCAAUUAUUAUGUAUAUUUUCAUAAGAAAUGUGAAUUCUUCCAUCGAUACGCGCAUAGUAAAUAAUUGUAUAUAUACACAAUCGAUUAAUUGUAUCAAUUCAUUAAUCAAAGCAUUCCACUGUGAGCAGUUGGUAGCUUUUGGUUGUCUAUAUAUUUUAGAGGCCUUAAGAACAUAAUAGGUCAUUAUACUUGUAAAAAUAUAUUAUAUAUAUAUAUAUAUAUAAUAUCAACGUAAUU